AUGACCUCGAUUGACGACCUCGGCGGCAACGGCCCUAGGCUGCCAACUCCGCCAGUCAACACGGGCGUCCUGCCCGUCCUGCCGCCUGGUGUGGAGCCGCUGGACAACAACUCCCGCAGCAAUGCCGCUACCGCCGCCUCGGCAGCCGGCAUGCGCGCCUUCACCGCCCAGGCCGUCGCCUUUUACUUUCGCGCUCCGGCAAAGGCCUUCUUCCGCAUGCGGGUCGACUACCUUGCCUUUGCGCGCAACAUCCACCUCGAGCGACAGCGACAGCUCCAGGAGGCUGCCGCUGCGUCGCCUUCGAAGCUGAAGGAUGUCGUGCUUUGGCUCCGGGGGACUACCCCCGGUGUGCUGACGACUGCCAUUCGGCAGCAGGGCUGGUCAGUAGUACCGGAGCACGUGCUCCCUCCAUUGAUGGCCAACGUGGCUGUCGGUGCAGUUCUCUACUCCAGCUAUUUGCACAUUUUGGGCCAUCUGCACGAGGAAUCAUCUCGCGCAACCAAGCGAGUCUACCCACCGCCAUGCCCUCAGGACACCUUCGCCGCUGGUUUCAUGGCCGGCUGCAUCCAGAGUUUUGUUGCCGCCCCGCUAGACGCCAUCCAAGCACGCUACGAUCAUCGUGCAUUCAUGGGUGCUGAGACCACCGCUGCAUCCACCGCCGCCAAGCCUCCGAGCAUGUGGACCUUUGGCUCCGCCAAGCUCCGCGAGAUCGGGCUGCGCGGUGUCUUUGCCGGCUGGAGCAUGUCACUGGCCAAGGACAGCUUCGGCAACGCCGUCUUCUUCUCCACCUUUGAGUACGUCAAGGCCCAGAGCUACUACAAAUUCGUCAAGUGGUACUACGGGGACCUCAGCGAGGCCAUGGUCGACGUUUUGUCCAGGCGACGGCCAUUGUCUUCGCGCCUCGACUACCAGAAUCUGCCAAAUUCGCAGGCCCACAUAUCCGCUGGUGAUGAUUUGCCCGCUGCACCGACCGUCAUCCGGCCGCACUACGCCAUCGAGCCCGCCUUCCUCCUCGCCGCCGGCGUGUCCGCCUCGAUAGCGCAGCAGGUGGCCGUCUACCCCAUCUCGCAGCUGCAGCUGGAGCACUUCAACCACCUCGAGGACCUCGACGCCGAGGCGAGGAGGCACCGCGCGAGCCCGGAGAAGCGCGGCUGGAGCAUGUGGCGCGCCUACUAUCGCGCCUACCAGGAGACCUGGGCGCAGUGUUCGGCCGUCGCCAAGUCUGAAGGUAGACACAUGGCGUCGUGGCUUUAUCGUGGUUUCUGGUGGAACACGCUUCGGCAGGUUCCCAGCACCAGUGCUGGUCUCAUCAUUUUUGAGUUGGUGAGGCGCAAGUAUGGUCUCGGUGGCGACGAGGUGCGGAUCACAAAGGACGGUUAUGAUAUCUUGCUCAGCUAA
Molecule: messenger RNA, 1398 nt
Organism: Pyricularia grisea
Lineage: Eukaryota; Fungi; Ascomycota; Sordariomycetes; Magnaporthales; Pyriculariaceae
Exons: 1
Coding region: 1-1398 (465 amino acids)
Biological process (GO): mitochondrial L-ornithine transmembrane transport
Molecular function (GO): L-ornithine transmembrane transporter activity
Source: RefSeq, a predicted model, not a curated record